Molecule: messenger RNA, 324 nt
Organism: Triticum turgidum subsp. durum (durum wheat)
Lineage: Eukaryota; Viridiplantae; Streptophyta; Magnoliopsida; Poales; Poaceae
Source: the annotation of a GenBank genome assembly
AUGGCGGCGACCGCGCUCCGGAUCGGCGGCCGCGCCGUCCGGCCAUCGCUGGCCGCGGCGGCGGCGCAGCAGAACCAUCCCACCACCUCUCGGCUCUUUCACAGCACGAAGGCGGCCGCAACUCAUUCGGCUGAGAUCCAGCAGGUCAAAGAGGAGCUCUACCGCAUGAUGUCCGAAAACAGGGACAAGAUAGGAAAUCAGAAGGGCCUGAUCAAGCACCUCUCAUCCCAUGUGGAGCCUAAACCCGAGGACCCCGUCUGGUAUGAUCUUGAGCCCGGUAUUGUUCUAUAUGCCUGCUACAGUCUUGGUUUACAAGGGCUCUAA